Messenger RNA from Thrips palmi, 1322 nucleotides. Its product is annotated as G1/S-specific cyclin-D2-like. NCBI's taxonomy places the organism in Eukaryota, Metazoa, Arthropoda, Insecta, Thysanoptera, Thripidae. Bases 345 to 1241 code for a protein of 298 amino acids. Gene Ontology annotation, biological process: regulation of cyclin-dependent protein serine/threonine kinase activity; positive regulation of G1/S transition of mitotic cell cycle; mitotic cell cycle phase transition. Gene Ontology annotation, molecular function: cyclin-dependent protein serine/threonine kinase regulator activity. The record is from RefSeq and is a predicted model, not a curated record. Gene Ontology annotation, cellular component: nucleus; cytoplasm; cyclin-dependent protein kinase holoenzyme complex. The transcript has 5 exons.
CGGCGCGGCCGCCAGUCCGAGGCCCAGACGAGUCACCCCCUCGCACUCUCUUGCCUGCUGCGGUCGAGUGCGGAGCGGAGCGCCAAGCGAGCGACGUGAUCGGGCCGACUGCGGACUGCGGCCACCGUCACCACGAACCAAUCGCAAGACUGCAACCCCAAACUAGUGAACCAAGUGUGAUUUUAAUUAAGUUAAGGCAAGCCCUCGUCCGUGUCGAUUAAUAAGAAGAAAAAGUCCCCCGCUCCGCCCAGUGCCGUGUCGCGACUGUCUUGCUUCUGUGAUAAAAGAGGGAUAUCGAAUCUAUGUGUCGCGAGUGAUUUUGGCGUCCGCCAGUGAAUGUGAAGAUGGAUCUACUGUGUUGUGAAUCCGGCAUCGAGAAUUGCCGUGCCAUCAUCGACCCCGUGCUGCUGAACGAUGACCGCGUGCUGCUCAACAUGCUGGGCCAGGAGGAGAAGUACACCCCCAGCACGGCCUACUUCUCGUGCGUGCAGAAGGACGUGACCGCGCCGAUGAGGACCAUCGUCUCCAACUGGAUGCUCGAGGUGUGCGAGGCCCAGAAGUGCCAGGAGGACGUCUUCCCCCUGUCCAUGAACUACAUGGACAGGUUCCUGAGCGUGUGCCCCAUCGUCAAGACGCAGCUGCAGCUCCUGGGCACCGCCUGCCUCCUGCUCGCCUCCAAGCUGCGCGAGCCCGAGCACCUGUCCGCCAGUCAGCUCGUCAGCUACACGGACCACUCGUUCACGGAGGCCGACCUAUGGAGCUGGGAGCUGCUGGUGCUGUCCAAGCUCAAGUGGGACAUGUCCGCCGUGACGCCGCACGACUUCUUCGACCACAUCCUGAGGCGGCUGCCCGUGGACACGGUCACGUGGGACAUCGGCAUGAUCCGGCGGCACACGCAGACCUUCAUCGCGCUCUGCGCACGAGACUACCAGUUCUCGCUGCACCCGGCCAGCAUGAUCGCGUCCGCCAGCCUGGCCGCGGCCCUGCACGGCCUGGAGUGGACCAAGCGCAGCGGAGUCUCGCUCAACGAGCUGCUGGCGCGCCUGCAGGACAUCACUGGCAUCGAGAAGGACUACCUCCAGACGUGCCUGGGCCAGAUCGAGGGCAUGGUCACCUCGAUGAUGCACGAGGCCAACGGCGACCACACCGAGUCCUCCAAGCUGGCCGAGUUGGAGCAGACGGCCGACGGCGAGCUCGCCAAGGCGGAGACCCCCACCGACGUGCAGGAUAUUCACUUCUGAAGGUUCCGGAGCGACGGCCUACCCCUUUCGACGGCGUCCGGGACAGUCCCGGCGGCCGCCCCCUCGCGCCCGCGGCCCCCU